AUGCCGCCCAAACAGUGGAUUGACAAGAAGAACGCGACCAAGUUCCAGCUUUUCCACCGAUCCCAAAAUGACCCGUUGAUCCACGAUGACGAUGCGGACGACCGUUUCCUUUACCAAGUCGCAGGCCCCGCGCUUGUCGAGGCACCAUCUUCUGCAUCGACAACCUCGAAAAAGAAGUUGCCCAAUCUUUCCGACCUCCAAUCAGAGUAUGGUGACAGCGCUCGCAAGAAUGAGGGCGAGGCCGCCAACCACGGAAUCUACUAUGACGACUCUAGCUACGAUUACAUGCAGCAUCUCCGCGAUCUAGGCAGCGGCACUGGAGAUGCCUACUUCAUUGAGGCUAAGACGGAGAAGGGCAAGGGCAGGGCUGGUCGAGGCAUGAAGCUGGAAGAUGCGCUGCGACAGGUCUCGCUCGUGGAUAAAGAUACUUAUGCCCCGAGCGCUUCCGGUGGUGCCAGCGUUUAUGGCUCGCAGUAUGGCGAUAUGCGUUCAAAUGCUUCGUCCUAUGUCCGCCAGCCAACCUACCAAGAUCAGCAGGAUAUUCCAGAUGCCAUCUCAGGAUUCAAGCCUGAUAUGGACCCGCGUCUACGAGAGGCCCUGGAGGCAUUGGAGGACGAGGCCUACGUGGAAGAGGGCGAUGCAGACGAUAUCUUCGGCGCGUUGACAGCGAAUGCUGAGGAAAUCGACCAGGGUGACUGGGAGGAUACCUUGUUUGAUGAUGACUACGAGGAUGAUGGAUGGGAGUCGGAUGCGACGGAGAAAGCGCCUGUGCAGCCGGACAGCACCGAUAUUCAUGAUGAUUCCCAUCAGUCAGUGGACGAGGAAGCCUCAGAUGCCCCCGCAAUGCCACCAGUUCCGACCGGCGAGUUGCCUGACCAUGACAAGCCGGCUCCCGAUAUGCCCGCUGACCAGAGCUGGAUGAACGAGUUUGCUAAGUUCAAGAAAGACGCCAAGGCCGUCAAUGCUCCCAAACCGGCUGCACCCACAAUUGCCGCCUCGCAGACGAUGGCGUCGACCGUCUUCACUGCUGGUGGUACCCCGAUCCGCCGCAAGAAGCGCAAGGGUGCUCUUACCAACCCGUCUGCGUACUCGAUGACAUCCUCCGCCUUGGCUCGUACUGAGGGCCAUCGUCUUCUCGACGACCGUUUCGACAAGGUUGAGCAACUCUAUGCUCUCGACGAAGAAGAUGAGUACGAUGAUAGCAUGUCGAUGGUUAGCGGCAUGACAGGUAUGACGGGUAUGACUGGUAUGACUGGCAUGUCCACCGCAUCAUCAGUUGCCCCCAGUCUGGUUGACGGCAAUGGUCAAGCAGUGCACAGCAGCCACAAUUUCAACAAUGUCAUGGAUGAUUUCCUUUCGAGCUGGGAUCCCAACACCAGUAAGCAAGCGAAGCGUCACGGCGCCAAAAACAAGCGUGGCAAGAACGGCAACGAGGUAAUCGGUAUCAGGAUGCUCGACGAGGUACGAUCCGGUCUUGGUCCUGCUCGGAUUAGGAGCAAGCUUCCUGGAAACGCUUGA
This is a messenger RNA of Penicillium bovifimosum, 1518 nucleotides long. RefSeq names its product ribosome biogenesis protein LTV1. The record is from RefSeq and is a predicted model, not a curated record. Gene Ontology annotation, biological process: ribosomal small subunit export from nucleus; ribosomal small subunit biogenesis. Bases 1 to 1518 code for a protein of 505 amino acids. NCBI's taxonomy places the organism in Eukaryota, Fungi, Ascomycota, Eurotiomycetes, Eurotiales, Aspergillaceae. The transcript has 2 exons. Gene Ontology annotation, cellular component: preribosome, small subunit precursor; nucleus; cytosol.